Ilyonectria robusta is the source of this 927-nucleotide messenger RNA. RefSeq lists its product as uncharacterized. The transcript has a single exon. The coding region runs from base 1 to 927 and encodes 308 amino acids. Lineage: Eukaryota; Fungi; Ascomycota; Sordariomycetes; Hypocreales; Nectriaceae. The record is from RefSeq and is a predicted model, not a curated record.
AUGGGUGGCAUCAACUUUAACCCGGAUCGCGACAUCCCAGACCUGUCUGGCAAAGUCAUCCUGGUGACAGGCGGCAGUAGUGGGCUCGGGAAGGAGUCUAUCCUUCAAUUGGCGAAGCGCAAUCCGGCCAACAUCUUUAUGGGUGCUCGAAGUGAGGCGAAAGCUAAGGAGGCCAUUGACGAGAUAAAGAAGACCGUCCUAGACGCCAAAAUCCAGUUCCUCCCCCUGGAUCUGUCAUCGUUUGCCUCGGUUCAGAGCGCUGCCAGUCAGGUCCACGCGUCUUCCGAGCGACUCGACAUUCUGAUGAACAAUGCCGGCAUCAUGGCCACGCCGGCUGCCGUCACCAAAGAGGGUUACGAGAUCCAAUUUGGCACCAACCACAUGGGCCAUGGCCUCCUCACGAAGCUGUUGCUACCGCUUCUCGAGAAGACUGCCGCCGCUCCUGGCAGCGACGUACGGAUCAUCAACUUGAGUUCCUCCGCCCAUACCCAAGCCCCCAAGGAAGGCCUCGUCCUUUCAGAGGUCAAAUCACAAAUGCUAUCCUCCGGUACCUGGGCCCGCUACGGCCAAUCCAAACUUGCCAACAUUUACUACACCCAGCAGCUUGCCAAGCGCUACCCCAGUAUCAAGUCCGUGGCCAUCCAUCCAGGCAUUGUCCAUACCAACCUUAUGUCAGGCAUGAUACAAUCGAACAAGUUGAUGACUCCGAUUGUCUUCAUCGCGAACCGAUUCUUUUUUACUCCUGUCAAGGAUGGCGCGUUGAACCAGCUCUGGGCUGCCACGGCAAAGAGUAAAGAUGUCAAACAAGCCGGCUUCUACUACCCAGUGGGAGUGGAGUUCAACCCAAAGCCCAUCGUCACCAACGCUGGGGUCUCAGAUGCGUUGUGGGAAUUCACAGAAAAAGAGCUCAAGGAACACGGUUAUUGA